GUUCCGCAAAGACGCUGUAAGGCUCUCUGAGAUCUUCCAGUUCCUGGAAGAUGUGGUCUCAGUCAAAAUCAAUGCUGCCAUGGCCGGCGACGAGGGGGACGCAGCUGCAAGCUUGGCCCGCAAGUACCUCCUGUUGCAGGUUCUGAGCAUGGUCAGCAGCCUGAUGUCAAUCGGGGGAAUCUACCUGUUCUUCUUGAGGCACCCAUCCUUGGACACCCUGGGGUGGGUGAACUUCGGCACAGCCAUGACAUCGUUCCUGGUGCUUCUGGUCAUGUUCGCUGUGCGCCGUGACCUCCGACAGAAGUACAACUUGGUCUUCCGUUCUUCUGGCACCGAAUAUAGCAGACCUGAAGACUUCUCCGUGCGGGCCUUGCUGAAGGAUUCCUCACGUGAAGGCUUCAUGGCAAUGAUGUUAGACGUAUCUGCGCAGAUGUCUGUCACGGUUGGCAUCUAUACAGCUGGCACAAGAUUGGGCUUGGGCGCCAUGUAUCAGAUCAGUGCUCUGCAGGCCGCCUUCCCCCAGUUUGGCUUGGGAUGGGUCUGGGGAACAGCUUAUAUUCUGAGACUGGCAGGUACGCGGAUGGUGUCCCAGGGAGAGUUUGAGGCAUUUCGGAACCUGUUUCGCCAUGCGGCGACCUACUGCUUGCUGCUUAUGAUUGCGAUUGCAUUCACUGUGAUCCCCUUUGCGGAUGCUCUAUCUUUUCAACAGGCUGAGCAGGCCUGUGACUACGUUACGGAUUUAGCAUGCCUGCCUCACUACAAUCACAUCUUUGGAGGAGGUCGAGAACAAUUCAGCACUCUCCAACAGAAUUUCAGCAGGUUUUUUCUGCCUGUCUUGGUCGCCCGCUGUUUCUACCAGGCUGGGCCACAUGCUACAACCAUUAAUUCAUAA
Messenger RNA from Symbiodinium pilosum, 892 nucleotides. Lineage: Eukaryota; Dinophyceae; Suessiales; Symbiodiniaceae. The record is from the annotation of a GenBank genome assembly.